UCGAUAUCCGGCCAGCUACGGCCAUGAUCCCUAUUUAUCAUAUAAAAGUUUUCGUUUGCUGAGCCAACAAAAAGAAAGCACUCCAUGCAAUUUCCGGCCAAGUGCCCGCAAACCUGGCCAGUUCUGUCCAACAGUUUCUUCACUCUGCAACUCUGUAAGACGAAAUUUGCCCGCUAUUACUGCAUCACAGUACUAUUCACCUUCUUCGCCAUCUCCCUUCCAAAAGUCAGUCCACCGAAGCAGCUACGAAGCUUCCCUCGUCCCCAUCACCACCUUCACCAAAGCAAGCGAAAAAAGUUCAUUUUUUUUCAAUAUUUACCGAUAAAAAACAUUUCUUUGAAAACCAUCCUUUUUUUUUUACAUUGAUGAUAGCGAUCUGCGCGCCUAAAAACAGAAUGAACAAGUACUGUUCGUAACCAGUAUUUCAAUCCCGAAGUCCUGCGAAGCUUCCUCGAAGACCACUGCCUUGACUCCUCUGUUUUAACCAGCCCAAGCCCCCUCCCAACCCCUACAAAUUCUCCAUCCCUCAGUUCACUCUGCAACGAAGGGAAGAUAAUCUAUGAGGAUCGUUAGUUGUCCUCCUUCCUUUUUAUUCGGCUCCUCCAAGAAAAAGAGCCGAGGUGAUGCUUCCCCAUCCUUAGGCUCCAAUUCCGCUUCAUCCCCUUCCGAUGAUCAUCAUCACAUCGCCACCCCCAAGUCCGUUCUGUCUCCCAAACCCCGCCGCAGAGCAAUGCCCAGAGAGGAGCAGAGCAGCUCUUCAUCAUUCAGUUAUGAGGCGGAGAACACAAAGGUAACGCGGCGAGAACUAGAGAUCGUGCUUCGGCGGCUUCAGCCGAAACCUCCGACGGAAGAGGAGGUUGCGGAGAUGUUAGCCGAAGCGGACCGGCGUGGAGACGGUCAGUUCAGCGUGGAGGAAAUCGCGGCGCUUGGACUUGAAACCGGCGGCCCUGCUUCCCCUGAUCUUAGACAAACUUUCGCCGUGUUUGACGGCGAUGGAGAUGGAAAAAUCUCGGCUGAAGAGCUCCGUGGAGUGUUCGCCACGCUCGGGGACGAGGUCUGCACGCUUGAGAACUGUCGGCGGAUGAUCGGAGUGGUGGAUACCGACGGCGAUGGUUUUGUUUGCUUUGAUGAAUUCGUGAGGAUGAUGCGGGGUCAGAGUUAGAAUUGGCUGGUCGGAUAUGCGUGCAUUUGUAUUACCGUGUUCUGUAUUGUUGUAUCUGUUAGUUGUUUUAUAGGUUUUAGCUGUUUUGUCUGAGAAAAAUUUACUAGGAUGUAAGUAGGACUGCGUAGGUCAGAGAGAUUAUCUAAGAGCGUAUUGAGGGUUAUUUUCGUGUUAUAUCUCUUAUAAUCUCCUUGUAACUUAUCUGUUUAGUUCCGCACUAAUGUUUUCAUAUAUCUGUUACAGGUAGGUUACGGGGUAUAACGCUGAUAUAAUCUUCAAUAGCCUCUUAUUAACCUCCUUGACCUACACAGCGCUGCGUACGUCUUCUAUACGAAAAUUUUUCUCGUUUUGUGGAUUUGGGGGGAUGGCAAUGGGUGCUUGUAAUUACGAUUUACGAUGUUCAGCCAAGUGUGCCAUACCUUUCUGUU
Molecule: messenger RNA, 1590 nt
Organism: Phalaenopsis equestris
Lineage: Eukaryota; Viridiplantae; Streptophyta; Magnoliopsida; Asparagales; Orchidaceae
Product: probable calcium-binding protein CML36
Exons: 1
Coding region: 560-1162 (200 amino acids)
Molecular function (GO): calcium ion binding
Source: RefSeq, a predicted model, not a curated record